Messenger RNA from Xyrauchen texanus (razorback sucker), 5042 nucleotides. RefSeq names its product extracellular serine/threonine protein kinase FAM20C-like. Gene Ontology annotation, molecular function: protein serine/threonine kinase activity. The transcript is spliced from 10 exons. Lineage: Eukaryota; Metazoa; Chordata; Actinopteri; Cypriniformes; Catostomidae. Gene Ontology annotation, biological process: protein phosphorylation. The record is from RefSeq and is a predicted model, not a curated record. Bases 825 to 2504 code for a protein of 559 amino acids. Gene Ontology annotation, cellular component: Golgi apparatus.
CAAUCCCCUAUCUGUGACGCUCUCUUGAAGUGGUUUCAGCAUCAUGAUAUUUAACACACCCACCCUAAACAUCCGACAGAGGUAUUUCCUCAAGCGCCUGUCAACUGGCAAAAAUCUCCUUCAUAUGUCGUUACAGCGCUCGUGCCAACGGUGUGUUGGAUCUCCAGCACUAAACGGUGAAACUUCUCAUGAUCGCAUUUAUGUCGACGGAAGGAGGUGAGAUGCAACAAAGCUUGUUACCAAAGCUGGAAAGCCUUGCUUUAUUCUGGAUACAAAAGAGCGAAUGCACUUCUGCACAGUCGCUUGUCAGCAUCUGUCAAAGAAAGAUCACUUGCGACGUUGAAUGAACAGCGGCAGAUGUUUUAUAUGUACCAGUUUUCGGUGAACCGGUGAAUUCGCCAGCAGCGAGAUGGACAGUUGCGUUUUCGGUAUUGCGAAUUGUGGGUAAGAUAUCGGAAGAGGCUUGUGAGCUCGCAUUUCAAUAUUUGAAAUAUAAUGUUAAAAUAGUCUGUAAGUAAUAAUAGUGCGUUAAUAUCGGGAACUAUUCUCGCGUGUUGCCAACUCUGAUUGCACGGGAGGAAUUUAGUCGCGAGCGCACGAAAAUAACUGGAUUAUUGUUUCACGUGGAUGUGGAUGGGCGAACACACUUCGCCAAAUAAAUCCUCAUUUCUUCUCUUAAACUGGCAAAUGAAAACGAAAACGUUCCAUGUUUUCUCAUAAAAUUGGGAGCCCGUGUUUUAUGUACUGUUGGCGAUGUAGUGCGCUUGCUCACUUUUAUCCCUGCCUUUCCAAACAAGUCUUUUCUCGAACAGGACACAGUGAAGAUGAUUCUCUUCAGAAAAUUCCGCGUCUUGAUUUUAAUGGUGUUUCUUAUCGCCUGCUCUAUGCACAUUAUGAUAGACUUGUUACCCAAGCUGGAAAGACGGGUCAGUAGCGCCUGUUCUUGCUCCCACACACCCAGCGAAGAGCCGCAGAACUGGGCUAAGCAUCGAGCCAAGCCGGGAUCAGAGUCCGGCUGGCCUAAUAAACACACACUCCGAAUACUUCAAGACUUCAGCAACGAGCCAAACUCAAACCUGUCCUCUCACUCACUGGAAAAGAUCUCCGUCGGGGGUAAAGCUGAGGCGGUAAGAAGAGUUGAGCAGUUGAAGACAGGUGACGAUAAGAGGCACGCUACACGGGACACUACCGUCAGCAAGAAUGCAGCCGUUAAGGGUUCAAGGCUUUCUGCACUAUUUGAGCAUCCUUUAUACACGAGGCCAUUGCCUCCACUGACUGAUGAAGACACGCUUUUCAACGUCAACACUGAUAUACGAUUUGACCCUAAAGCUGCUGAAAACCCAGAGUGGCACGAGGAAGGGAAAGAAGGGGAUUUUACUCCUACGGGGGAGAUUUCCUCAGACACCUACCCUAACUGGCUCCGCUUCCAUAUUGGGAUCAACCGUUAUGAGCUCUACUCCAGGCACAACCCAGUCAUUGAUGCAAUGCUGAAGGACCUGGUCUCGCAAAGAAUUACCAGUGUUGCAAUGAAAUCUGGAGGCACACAACUGAAGCUGAUCAUGACAUUCCAGAAUUAUGGCCAGGCACUCUUUAAACCCAUGAAGCAGACACGGGAACAGGAGACACCACCCGACUUCUUCUACUUCUCCGAUUUCGAGAGGCACAAUGCUGAGAUCGCAGCAUAUCAUCUAGACAGGAUCUUGGAUUUCCGUCGAGUGCCGCCAGUGGCUGGGCGACUGGUGAAUAUGACCAAAGAGAUCAGAGACGUGACCCGUGACAAAAAACUGUGGAGAACCUUUUUCAUUUCACCAGCCAAUAACAUCUGCUUUUACGGUGAAUGUUCGUACUACUGCUCCACUGAACACGCUCUAUGUGGGAAGCCUGACCAAAUUGAGGGUUCUUUAGCAGCUUUUCUGCCAGACCUAGCCUUAGCCAAGCGCAGGACAUGGAGAAACCCCUGGAGACGGUCUUAUCACAAACGCAAGAAAGCAGAGUGGGAGGUGGAUCCAGACUACUGUGAGGAGGUGAAGCAGACGCCACCCUAUGACAGCGGCUCUCGCCUGCUCGACAUCAUGGACAUGACCAUAUUUGAUUUCCUAAUGGGAAAUAUGGAUCGGCAUCAUUAUGAGACAUUUGAAAAAUUUGGAAAUGAUACUUUCAUAAUUCACCUUGAUAAUGGAAGAGGCUUUGGUAAAUAUUCUCAUGAUGAGCUUUCCAUACUGGUGCCUUUGAGUCAAUGCUGCAGGGUUAAGAAGUCCACCCAUUUACGGCUUCAGCUGUUGGAUAAGGAGGAGUACAGACUGAGUGCACUGAUGGCAGAAAGUGUCCAGACAGACAUGCUCUCGCCCAUCCUCAUUAGGCCUCAUCUGGAGGCCAUGGACCGCAGGCUGCGCCUGGUGCUUCAGGUACUGGCCGACUGCAUUGAAAAGGAAGGCCACACCAAUGUAGUAGAGGAUGACAUGGGCACAGAGGGCAUGGACAUGGGCACAGUCCCACAGAGGUAGUGGGCACAAACUGAUCAGGCAUCCCCGUUGGAUCCUUUGAAGUCCCACAACAACGCUAUAGACCAUGAACGUCUUGCAAGAGAUGCUCUUGUUGAUAAACUCUGAAUUCAGUGAAUUCCAAAGACUCAUUCCUCAACCAAUGGACCAUGUGUUUAAAUAAUGAUACACAGUGGAAGAGAAGGUUUGAGAUACAGUGAUCUGCAGUCCUGCAGUAAUUUAAUCUGAAACGUAUACUGAUCUUCAUACUGUAGGUCGUAACAAGUGUUAAUAAGCAAGCAGUGGUUCUCAACUGGUGGGUCAAUUAUCAAUCUUCCUAUUCAUCAUAUGUCAUGUUAAUAAGUUUGCAUAUGUAUUUGGCAUAUGCAGUUCUUGGUAGGCCUAAUAUUAAUACAUUUCAAUGUUUGAUUUUAUGGAUAUUUUUGUUUACCAUACAAUAAACGAUUAUAGCUAUGUUUAGUAGCUGCUUGAUGUCUGAUGUAAAAUCGGGGUCCUGAAGAAAAACCAGUUUAGAACCAAUGUUACAGGAUCGAAAUAAACACAUGAAAAAUGCAUGAACAUCAUUGGUCCCAUAUUUGCUGUCGCUUUGAGUAAAUUAUUUGAACUUUUGAGAUUUACAAUGUAGUUUUGUAAAAAAAAAAAAAAAGAAAUGAGCUAAUGAGAGGUACAGAUGCAACAGUGAAUGUUUGACUGAAGGUACAGUAUUUGCAGCUACAGAAGAUAACAUUUUCCUCACAUUUCAGGUCAAUCUAAUGAGAAACUACAGAUUCACAAACUCUUUUGCCGCUUCAAAUGUGAAUGUCUAAAUAUACAAUAUGUGGACUUUUAUGUCUUUGUAUAAAAAGAGGUCUUUAGACUCUCUCCAUUGCAAGGAGGAAAAUGAGGAACUGUGCAUUCAAAUAUCAAUGAAUUUUACUUUACCUUAUUCAGGACAAAAAGCUUAGUGGAGGGUGAGUUAUCUCCGGAAAGUAUGUGUCCCAUCUGUCAUGUAAUAGAUGAUCAGAGCUUAUUUAUUGAGUUUCAUAUUUAUUUUUCCCAACAUGCCACUCAUACCAUUUUCAUUUCUAUAAAUGAAAUCAAAGAGGUAGAUUCAGCUUAGUACAUUAAACGAGUUGCUGUAUUUGUGCUUGCAAGUACAGUAGAUUAGCAGUAAUGUGUAGUAUACCGGUACAUAAAAAAUGUUGAUGGUUUUUGGAUUUCAGAGAAACAUUCUAAACAACUUGCAUAAUUCUGGCUUUGUUACAUAUUUAUUAAUGUAGUAUACAAAUGGAAGAAAACUGAUAUUACAAUAUCAAUAAUCAACAUUGUUAACAGUGUGGUUGCUGCAUUUCUAUCUACAUUUGACACAAAAAUGUAGGCUUUAAAAGGACACAGUGAUGUUGAUUAUGUACAAAUCCAUGAAUCACUGUAAAACUGUCAUGCUAUUAAACUGACAUUUUUAAAAACAAAAUAUGUUUUAUAGUGCUCAGAGGAUUAUAUGACUGAUGUUCUAUAUGUCUAAAUGCUGGUAUACCCAUCUAUAGUCCUAUACAUAUGCUGUCACAGCAAUUUAUACUUUUGAUCUUAUUAGAUCAAAACGAUUCCGCUAAUUUCAUUGGGCACAGACUUAAGGUUAUUUUUGCCAUUUAGGAUUGCUGAUCUGUUUGUUAAGAUGAUUUUAAAAAGAAGCUCAGUUGUUGUUAUAAAAGUGUAAUAAAUAGUACAUAACAGUUAAUUGCAGCAUUAUUAGCACUUGAUAGUUGCCCAGAGUCAUCGGCAGUAGCACAAAGAUCAUGCAAGUUUGCUGAAUAAGAUAUUUUCUUAUUAUAAUUUUGUACAUAAUGUAUGCUCCAAUGUAUGAAUAGACAUUGCAUGUACAUUAUAACAUUCAGUGUCUUUUGAGUUCAGUGCUCUCAGCAGUCUUUGCUGUGCUACAAAACACAUUUGUAUAACUGCUGAAAAAGUUGUGUAAAUACUAUGUGACUCCAGUGCCUGUGCAAUUAUAGAAAUACUUGAAUACUCUGUUAUGGUGGUAACAGAGUAAUCAGCAGAAUACAGUAAAAUUGUAAGAUGUAAAAUGUAUCAUGGCGACAUUAGAAUUUGUAGUGAGGGGAUGGCCAUUGAUGGGCAAGUAUGUUUUUUGGUUUCCUUUAUACAGUAUGUGCUUUUCAUUGAGAACAGGGGACUCUCCUCAACCACCUCCAGUGUGCAGCAUCCACCUGGAUGAUGUGAUGGCAGCCAUAGUGUGCCAGUACGUUCACCACACACAAGCUUUUUGUGAAAAGGAGAGAGUAGAGUGAUAGAGCCAAUUCAUAAUAUUCAGUUGCAGUGUAUGAAACCAAAAUGUGAAUUUUGUUUUUUUAUUCUAACUAUUGGUGCCCACUACCUAGCCUUAGAACACUCCUAAAUAUAAAUGUAUCAAAACAAUAAUAUAAUUUCAAUGUGAUUAUUUAUAUAUUUUUGAACACAGGCACUGCUCUUUUUCUUUUAGAUUAAGUGGACCAAAUCAUCAGUACAAUUGGGACAGUGUUUUUAACUUUUAAUCCUCCAUUGGUAUUGAAA